Molecule: messenger RNA, 666 nt
Organism: Pyricularia grisea
Lineage: Eukaryota; Fungi; Ascomycota; Sordariomycetes; Magnaporthales; Pyriculariaceae
Exons: 4
Coding region: 1-666 (221 amino acids)
Source: RefSeq, a predicted model, not a curated record
AUGCGUUUUAUCAAGGCGUUUCCGUUAGCCGUUUCGCUUUUUGCUCCCUAUACGGUGGCAGAAAUGCGGCUAAACGUGACGGCGAUCGGUGCACAAAAUGGCGCUUCCACGAUUGAAUGUUGGGAAGUGGAUUCGCCCAUCGACGCUGAGGGCAAUUUGAAUUUGGGGAACUCCGAAGGGCCGUACAAUAUACCAUAUAAUUUGUGGCUGUUCCUGUUAAAAGGAAUGUUUUAUUUUACCUUUUCCGGUAACGAUUCGACGGACGCCUACCUGACGGCUGGGGAAUUCGGUCUUUUAUUCGCGGCAGAUACGGCAGACGUAAGCGUUACCGGCCAUGUUAGCGCGUCAUUGGGCAAUACCGAAACUGUUUUUGCGCGGAUGGCGACGGAGGGUGGAGGGCUUCCCAAUCAUAGGAGAGUGCAUAUGGGCGCAUGCAAUGCAAUUGAAAUGGCAGGUUGGAGGAAGCUGGGCUGGAAUAAGGACAAGACCUGGAGAGUGGCAGGUCAAAGAUUGCUGGAUUUAGUGCCGCAAGGCGUUCGUGUCAAGUUUGUCAGCUCCUAUGGUCCCAGAAUUUGGCCAGGCCAAGAAUUUGACUAUAUUGUAAGGUUUGGUCGCAAUUCUACCCUGCGUGUUUGCCAUAAAGCGGAGUUUUCGCGCCUAAAAUAA